GCAUUUUACAAUUCUACAUAUUAAACGUUGCUUAAAGUUAUACGAAACAUUCAGUCGUAGUCUAAUGCACGAUAGCACUAGAGACAAUGGAGCGGAUAUUAGUUGUUAUAUUAAUUUCUUUCCUAGAGAUAGCGUGCCAUCCCUUGCUUAAAGAAGGCGAUUCAUUUGAAAAUCCACAGUUAUUUCUCAGUACCACGUCGAGUAAAGUAUCCAGCGUUUUGAGAGAAAUUCUGAAUCAAGAAAGCUUAGUGCGCCUGUCAAUGGUACAAAAAAUUCAGAAGCUGGGUAUGGAUUCCAUCGAUAACAAAAAUAUUACUCAGGUCAUGAAGAAAAGACUUGAUGACCUAAUUUAUGAGGUAAAGGCAUUGGAGUCAGGUUAUCAAAGAAUGGAAAAAGAGAACUCAGCACUUAAUGAAAAAUGGAAGUUCAUGCGGUCUUCGAUGGCUAACACUACAAGUCUUACACUUAACAAAAUUUAUCCUUUAAAUGAAACAGAGAUUUUACUUCUUAUGGAACAAAUGUCUUCUCUAAAACGGGAAAAUGAUGAACUUACUCGGGAACGUACAGAAAUAAAUACACAACUUGUGGUUUUAAACAAGACAAUCAGUUUGUCAGAGAGAUAUUUGGAAAUUUUAAAAAACGAGACGAUGUUCAACAAGCAUAAAAUUGACAUUCUUGUAGAAGAAAACGAGAGUAUGCAGAAAAAGUUACUUCAGAUGAACGAAACAUUUAGCGAGAACAACAAAAAUGACUUAAUUACACGUAUGCAGGUAGUUGAAGGUAGUUUUGGAAGUUUUGAACAUACAGUCAAUAAAACAAUGGAAAAUCUUUUUCAGGAACAAAACAACUUUAGCAGACAACUAACACAUCUUUCCACACAAAUCACAGAGAGACUUAAAUCUCCUCCUUCCAAGAGUAAAUCCAUCGCUUUUUAUGUCUACAUGUCUCGGAACACAGGGGCAAUAUCUGGUCAGCAGAUCUUGACAUUUGAUGUCGUGAAAACUAACGUUGGAAAUGGAUACUAUUAUGCAACUGGAAUAUUCAUCGUUCCGGAAACUGGCAUUUAUGUAUUUACUUGGACAAUACGAGAAAACAGCACUAACCGUCACUCGACACAGUUAGUGAAAAAUACUGAUGAAGUUGGAAUAAUUCACACACAAGUUCACCACGAUUCAGACAUAGCCGGAACCGGAAUUGUUGUUGCGCAUGCCAAUACAGGAGACAGCGUUUUUGUAAGAACUCACUCAUCAUGGAAUUAUGGAAUUAUUGUAAGCAACAGUGCAGGAAGAUCGUCGUUUGCUGGAUGGAAAAUUGAGUGAAAAUUGUACAUUCUUAUUGUAGAGACGGGUGUUGUAGGUGUUUGUAGUACAGAUUCUAGAUAAAGUUUUUUUCAAGAAAAAUAUCAUCCAUUAAAUUGAAAAUAACUUACAUUUUAGAUUUAUUAUUGGUGACUAUUAAAAGUGAUUUUUUUAAUAUGUGACUUUAUACUGGAAAUGUUGGUUUGACUAGAGUUGUCCAUCGAAAAAAAACCCACUAUCUACAAGAUUGACUUUCCUAAAACCUUGGAAUGUCAUCUCUUACGUUUUACUAAUGUCUCAGAAUAAAAGGAAAAUGUAACAUUUUUGUUCAAAUUUUAACCAUUUAUUUCAAUGUGGGUCUCCGAAUAUGAAAAUUUAUGUAGAAAAAAUUAUAACCAUUUAGCGAUUUUCAAAGAAAAAAAAAUACAUUUAAACAUUAGUAAUUCUUUGAGAAUUGCUAAAACCUUACCGUUCCUUUUGUCCUUAUUUCACGACCACUUUUUCUAUACCACCUAAAACGUUUUAAUAAAGGUGCAAAGUA
Molecule: messenger RNA, 1839 nt
Organism: Saccostrea cuccullata (small rock oyster)
Lineage: Eukaryota; Metazoa; Mollusca; Bivalvia; Ostreida; Ostreidae
Exons: 2
Coding region: 87-1319 (410 amino acids)
Molecular function (GO): protein binding
Source: RefSeq, a predicted model, not a curated record